AUGUCGUCAAGCCGAUAUUUCCCCUCCAAAGUACGUAUCUACGCCACCUUCGACACCGGUUGCUACGUAUCCUUAUUAUCUUGUAUUAUGCAUCUCAUUUCGUUGGAAGAUGCUACAGCAGUCCCUUGUCGAUUCUUGUCAUGGAGAUACGUGCAUCCCCGAUUCCAAGACUCCCAAGCACUCGGAUCCUUGACGGAGAGUUCCCACGCCAAGUCUACGCGACGCGUGAGGUACGUGGCCCUGCGCAUCUUGGCCUUGGAGAUUCUCAGCGGAAAUCGCCCGGCGGAACAGGAUAAAAAUCCGGAAGCUUAG
Molecule: messenger RNA, 312 nt
Organism: Guyanagaster necrorhizus
Lineage: Eukaryota; Fungi; Basidiomycota; Agaricomycetes; Agaricales; Physalacriaceae
Exons: 3
Coding region: 1-312 (103 amino acids)
Source: RefSeq, a predicted model, not a curated record